AUGGCGAUUGAAGAUCUUAUGAACACGCGAAUCCGGUAUCACUACACUGCAGGUCUGGAUUGGGAAUUUGAGAUGUGGUACCGAUCUCCAGAGCGCGUCGUAUAUCGAAUGAUCACAGGAAAACUGGCUGGCCGUGUCAACUAUGUGCGAGCGUGGUACCAAGAGAUUGUUCCAAAGCGGAUAUACAAAAUCUCCUGGCUCGAGGGUAGGCGAAAUUGUGUUCCCAUUCCGACAGAAGAGGUGUUUACUCCUGUGCGCGUAACAGAGACCGGGACAGUUGUCUCGCAAACCAUCGACUUGGAGACAAAGAAGGUCUGGAGUUUUGCGGCUUUCUCAAAAGGUCACCAUAAAGUCCGUGGAUAUUGCGAGCACGUCAUGAAGUCAAAGCUGAACAAUCGACCCUUGAUCGCAGAGAAGAUCAUUCCAACCUUUGCGGUGGGGUGCCGGCGAUUGACACCCGGCCUCGGAUUUCUGGAGGCCUUGACCGAACCCAACGUCGAAUUCGUCGGCACAGAAAUCAAGAGCAUAGAUGAGACAGGUAUUUUGCUCGAAAAUGGUAGAAAGGUCGACUUGGACGUUCUGGUCUGCGCUACAGGAUUCAACGCGGCUCACGCACCGCCCUUCCCUGUCACAGGGGUAAACUCACUAUCCAUGGCAGCCCAAUUCCAGCCGUUCCCCAAGACAUACCUCAGCAUGAUGAUGUCUGGGUUUCCAAACUACUUCUGCGUCCUGGGCCCGAACUCGCUUAUUGGGACCGGUAGCCUAAGUAUGAUGCUCGAAGCACAGGUAGACUACAUCACCAAGUGUAUACGCAAGCUACAGAGGGAGAACAUCCGGUCAAUGGAACCCAACGCGGAACGUGUCAGUGAGUUCUCGGACUACAUUGAUCGCUACUUCAAGAAGACUGUCUACAAGAACGGAUGCAGAAGUUGGUAUCUUAGUGAUGGAGGUACGGGUCCUCGUGUCAUCGGUCUUUGGCCUGGCAGUUGUUUGCACGCCAUCGAAACGUUCCGAUCGCCGAGGUGGGAGGAUUACAACUACGAGUACGAGAAAGACGAGCAGGGAAAGGCGAUCAGUCAUCUGGCGUGGCUCGGUGAAGGCUACACGCAUACUCAGGCGCAUGGUACUGGCGACUUGGCUUUUUAUCUCGAGCCAGAGUAUAAUGAUGUGCCCGCUGCACCGUUUCCGGAGAAGAUACGUAUGUACGAGCUUCGGCCGUACAGCUAUUGA
Messenger RNA from Cyphellophora attinorum, 1230 nucleotides. Its product is annotated as putative sterigmatocystin biosynthesis monooxygenase stcW. The record is from RefSeq and is a predicted model, not a curated record. Bases 1 to 1230 code for a protein of 409 amino acids. Lineage: Eukaryota; Fungi; Ascomycota; Eurotiomycetes; Chaetothyriales; Cyphellophoraceae. Gene Ontology annotation, molecular function: carboxy-lyase activity. The transcript is spliced from 4 exons.